Messenger RNA from Salvia hispanica, 2420 nucleotides. NCBI's taxonomy places the organism in Eukaryota, Viridiplantae, Streptophyta, Magnoliopsida, Lamiales, Lamiaceae. The record is from RefSeq and is a predicted model, not a curated record.
GUCCAAGUCAAUUCCUCUGCUUUCUUUUCCACUUCCACCACCUUAGUACCUCUUCCGCCGUCGCCGUAGAUGACACUACCCCAGGUGGAUUAAUUUACUGCUUUAUCAAGUGCUAUAAGGGAAGGACUUGAUGGGUGCAGUUUCUUCAAAAGGAAUUGAAUCAGAAACAGUAUAUUUGUCAGGUGAGCUGGAGAUGAGUCCUAGCACAAACUUACCAUUGGCAACAUCAAAUUCUAGUAAAGAGGCUGCAUUCCCUGUGACCUCUGAGAAGAUAAUGAUUGACAUGCUGCAUACAAAAAGCCAUCCUCAUGUCAAGCAAGAGAAUGACUCCUGUAUAGUGCCAAGUCAGUUAUCGCAGACACAAAGUUCCGAUACGAUAAGCUAUACAUCAUUUUCUGAUAAGGCCUCCCCAGUAACCAAACAAAAACGGCGUGAGGUCCAUCAGAGACAAACCUCUGGCGUCACACGUGAUAUUCCAGAACCCCAAAUAGAGAGGAUUCAGCUGGGUAAGAGUGAAAAUGGGAAGGAUUCAGUCUCUCAAUUUAUUGGAGUUUUCUCUAGAUUUCCAAAGGAUGAACCUGCUGAUUUGCACUUGAGUCAGAAACCUCGUAUUGGAAUAAAAACAUCUUCAAUAUGUGAUGGAGAAAGAACUACUGAAAAGAGGGAGAUGGUAUCUGGUAACUCACUCUCCAUACAAAGUGUCAACGAGGAGCCUGCAUCGCAGUCCAACAAGCAGAUGCUGACUCAGUCCUCUCAACCUGUAAAAGUUUUGGAGAAAUUGCAGCCCAGGAGGAACCCAGACGCUGGGGGUUGUAGUUCUCCACAUGAUCAAUUAGCUUGCAGUUCGGGUCACUCUGGAAAACUUUCUGCUGUACCAAAAGAAGAACAUCAAACUGACAAUUCGCAGCCUAGACAGAGCAUACAUGAUAGAAAUCAUGCAUUACUGAGCAAGGAAAAAACAGGUACUAAUACAGAAGUCGAGUCAGUUCAAGGGUCAAGUUUGAGCAUGGGAGUGCCUGUACCUGAACCUGGUCAAGAGAGCUAUGCAUAUCCUAUGAAGUUUGAGAAAAUGGAGAAAUUGCAGCCGAGGAGAAACCUUGACUCUGUAGUUCAGGGAUCACAUGCUGAUGUUGAAAGCACUCCCUCUAAAGCACAAGACAAAGGAUUAGAUGAUGGCUACAACUGGAGGAAGUAUGGACAGAAGCUUGUAAAAGGAAACAAAUUUGUUCGAAGCUAUUACAAAUGUACUUACCUCAAUUGCCAGGCUAAAAAACAAGUAGAGAAAUCACAUGAUGGGUGUACAUUAGACAUCAAUUAUCUUGGGAACCAUCAUCAUCAGAAACCACAGCAGAGUCUCCAGCUGACUACUACUCUUCAAGUAAAAACGCCUGAGAUGCCCAUUACGUUUACAUCAAAAGCCAAUGUUGAGUCGAUCAUCAAGCAUGUCAGUUCAGAUCAACAUAUGCCAGAACCCUCACCUCAAUCAGCUGUUGUUAGAAGUGCUGAUGGUUUGUCAGGAGCAGUUUCCUGUUCACAUAAGGAUACUAAGGAUCUAGAUGAUUGCCCUGAUCCCAAACGGCUGAAAAGAGGCACAAGUUCUGCAGAUGAUGAUGUGGUGAUUAGAUCUAGUUCUGAUUCAAAACAUGUUGUUCAAACUUUGAGUGAGGUUGAUUUGGUUAAUGAUGGAUAUCGGUGGCGUAAAUAUGGGCAGAAGUUUGUAAAAGGCAAUCCAAACCCAAGGAGUUACUACAGGUGUUCAAACUCUGGUUGCCCAGUAAAGAAACACGUCGAAAGAGCUUCACAUGAUGAAAAGUUAGUCAUUACAACGUAUGAAGGAAAACACGUCCAUGACAUUCCCACUUCCAGGACUGUUAGCCAAGGCCUAGCCAGAGGUGGUGAUGCUAGUAUGAUGAGCCCAAAUAGUGAGUCUAGUUCCAAACCCGAAGACAAGAACCCUGUUUCGCUCGAAAUGGUUGUUCGUGUCAGUGCAAACUGAGGAAGCAAUCGUGACUGCAGGCUUUGGCAUCCUCUCCUCGACUCUAAAGGUGCUUGUUACUUCAGUCAAAAUUGCUAUCAACGUGAUUAAAUUCAGCAACUUAUUUUGCUUUAUCAUUGUAGACAGACUUUUCUAAUUCGAAGAGCUAUCAUUGUAACAGUCCAGUAGCUUAACUUGUUCAUUGGUUGGCCCCAGGCUGUGGAAGAAUAUGUAUUAGUUGUAUAAAAUUGCUAAUGUAAGUUACAAAUUGUAGUUUAGAUCACCCAUUGUACAUAUUCUUUGCCAUAGAUGGCAUGCUGCUGCUGUUAUUCUGAAAGCUUGCAGAGUCAGAGCAUUGAUCGUCUAAAAAGAACCAGAUUUCUUGUAAUAGUAAUGUAUUACAGUUAUUAUGCUUCAAGUAAAAAAGGUAAAGCUUAGCUCCUCA